Molecule: messenger RNA, 2122 nt
Organism: Cucurbitaria berberidis CBS 394.84
Lineage: Eukaryota; Fungi; Ascomycota; Dothideomycetes; Pleosporales; Cucurbitariaceae
Product: cystathionine gamma-synthase-like protein
Exons: 7
Coding region: 116-1900 (594 amino acids)
Biological process (GO): transsulfuration
Molecular function (GO): pyridoxal phosphate binding; cystathionine gamma-synthase activity
Source: RefSeq, a predicted model, not a curated record
GUAUUAUCUUGCCGUUGUUGUCACAGCGGCUGUAUAUCUGAUUUCCUUUUCUAAAAGACAGCUUUCGUUCGGAAUCUUCUUAUAUUGUUAUCAGCGUUACAUUGAAAUUUUCAGUAUGUCGCCAAUGGUGCUGGAGAAUGACGUCGAAGUCGGGGAGAGUCUUCCACCAGCGACUGAGCACGCUGUAAGCGUUUCGUUGCCGACAUGGCGGGCGAAUGUAGGAUACGAAGAAGGCGAGGAAUGGGUCAUCAGUAAGAUGAAGACGGGUUAUCCCAGAUUCUUUAUACACAAAAUCAUUCAAGCCUUUUCAGCUGCGAUAGUAACAAAACAUGGACGGGAAGGGGAAGGCGCGAUGCUCUUCCCGACACAUGCAAUUGCAUCUAGAUGCCGCGACUUCUUCCUUCGAAAUGCACCUGACCUUGACGCAUCGAAAAUCCGAAUUCUGGACUUUGUACCAGCUGCAGAGAAAGCACGCUCGGAGGAAUUGACUGUCAUAUCGCCUAGAGUCUCGGCCGUACUAUUUCCACAGGACCGCUUCAGUAUAGCCAAGCAAUUCUGGCAGCAUUCUGGGGACGGUGUAUCAAGUAGGAGAGCGGAGUACUGUUACCAACUGUUUGAGAAGGGUGUUUUAAUCGAGGCAUCCAGCUUGGAUCUGCCACCGCGGAUACGCAAAGGCCCUCGACGGUACCAGAAGCAAACGUCCAUCGACCUUGGUGGCCCAGACGAUGCCGUACAUUCUACGGGUGAAGUACAGGAUCCCACUCAGUUUGUGGAGGAGAGAUUUGGACGAAAUUUGGACCUGUCAAUGACAAAGAACGCGAAGCUGGCAAUUCGACGGCGCAUUGCGGGGUCAUUGACUGCCGAUGUUUCGUUAUCCGAAGCGCUUUCGUUGAAGAAAGACACCGCGAGGACGAGGCCAGUGGCAGAGUUCUCAGAAGAUGAUGUUUACCUCUACCCCACUGGAAUGAGCUCAAUCUUCAAUUCUCAUAGAAAGCUACUGAAAGCGAAAGGUCCUCUGAAAGCCAUCGUCUAUGGGUUCCCUUAUAUUGACACGCUCAAGAUCACAGAGAAAUUCGGUGCAGGCUCCCUUUUUUACGGAUUUGGUUCGUCCGAGGAGCUGGAUGACUUGGAAAAGCGCCUAGAGGGUGGCGAACGAUUCAUGGCGCUGUUCACCGAGUUCCCAGGAAAUCCGCUAUUGAUGUCGCCAGAUCUCCAGCGAAUCCGCACGCUCGCUGACAAGUACGAUUUCUGCGUAGUUGUCGAUGAGACUAUUGGCAACUUCAUCAAUGUCAAUGUUCUGCCGUAUGCGGACAUCGUAGUCAGCAGUCUCACAAAGGUUUUUAGUGGAGAUAGUAACGUCAUGGGAGGGGGACUUGUCCUAAGCCCAAUGGCAAAAAACUACUCACUACUCAAAAGCAUAUGGGAAGAAGACUACGAAGAUAAUCACUGGGCCGAAGACAGCAUCUUCCUCGAGCGCAACAGUCGUGAUUUCGUCUCAAGGAUUGACCGUAUCGGUACCAACGCCGAAGCGAUCUGUAACGUCUUGAGCGCACAUCCCCGCGUGAAACAGGUCAAUUACCCCAAGACAAGCCCCACACGCGCCAACUAUGAAAAGUGCCGCAACCCCAAUGGCGGGUACGGCGGUCUGCUCUCCGCCACAUUCUAUGCCAGGGGGGACGCUAUAGCCUUCUUCGACAACCUGGAUACAGUGAAGGGGCCUAGUCUGGGCACUAAUUUCACACUGAGCUCUCCGUACGUCAUCUUAGCGCACUAUGGAGAGUUGGACUGGUGUGCAAAAUGGGGUGUGGAGGCAGAUCUGAUUCGAUUCAGCGUAGGAUUGGAGGAGACGGGGAAGCUGGUGGAGACUUUCAAGAAGGCGCUUGAUGCUAUACCGCAGUGAAACAUGUCUGUAGUGCGAAGAAACGGGAGGAGAAAACUCGAGCCCAGCAUGGAGCAUCUCUACAGGGGACUGCAGCAUGUUACGUAAAAGCACGAAUGUGUUCAGUUGCAGCCAUAUCGUUGUUUGUUUGUUUGCGACUCCGUAGCUGCCACGUAGUAACUUCAAGACAAAACAUUGUGAGCAAUGUUGUUCAGUAAGCAACAGGCGAAGAGACCUAGCACC